This is a messenger RNA of Phytophthora sojae, 474 nucleotides long. RefSeq lists its product as hypothetical. The transcript has a single exon. Bases 1 to 474 code for a protein of 157 amino acids. The record is from RefSeq and is a predicted model, not a curated record. NCBI's taxonomy places the organism in Eukaryota, Oomycota, Peronosporomycetes, Peronosporales, Peronosporaceae.
AUGGAGAAGCCAAGCCAAACGCACAACAACCCCGUGGAGGAGGCCCCACCGACGAAGCGUCGUAAAACGAUGGUCCGCUUUACGGAUGAGCUUGACUUCCAACUGAUCCAGGAAGCUCAAGCGAGAAAUCCGUAUGGGAAAGACUACGGGAAGAAGACCCAGGCUUGGGCUGAUGUAGCUGCAGCUUUGGAAGUGGACGUCGACGGUCGCCGUUGCCGCGAGCGCUGCAACCAGCUCGUAGAUGCGUAUGAGGCAAAGCAGAAGGCGAGUGAGAAACGAAGCGGGCCGUGUGAAGAGUACACGCCGAAGGACGAAUGUCUGGCGGAGUUUCAGCACUCUGCAGCAGGCAUGCAACAGCAAAGCUCACACGCUCAGCCUCAGCGAGGUUGUGCACGGUGUACACACCAGCUGCAGCAGAUCGCAUCAAUCGCGGCGUACGUACCGCUUGGGUCCGUCCGACCUUGCGAUCGCUGA